Molecule: messenger RNA, 959 nt
Organism: Python bivittatus (Burmese python)
Lineage: Eukaryota; Metazoa; Chordata; Lepidosauria; Squamata; Pythonidae
Source: RefSeq, a predicted model, not a curated record
AAUCGGGCGUGAUGGAGCGGCCCGCCGACCUCCGGCAGAAAGAUGCCUUCGCGGGGUUCGCUUUCCCGUACCCCCAGCAGGAGAGCCACGCUCCCGCGGCCGAGAGGGGGAAGAAACCGGGCCAGGAGCACCGGCGACACAGCCGUAGGAAGAGGCUGAAGCAGCAUCGAGGGAAAGGCUCCAAGCUGAGACCGAGGGCCUUGGUGAAGAAGCCAGGCGCCCUUGUGGACCACCUUCGGCCUCUCCCCGGGGAAGGGGCUUCGGGCGGCUUGGUGCCCACCUCCCUCCCCAGCUCCGCGCCCCAGACGCUGACGGAGGACCCCUUGCCUGUCCGAGCCAUCUCCUCUCAGCCCCAGCUCCGUGUCUGGCAGGAGGGCGAGGUGAUGCCCACCCUGGACAUGGCCCUCUUCGACUGGACAGACUACGAAGACCUCCGGCUGGACAUGUGGCCGUCCAGCAGGAAGAAAGAGAAAUGGCGGAGUCCGAAAGGGGGCAACGAGACGACCUCCGCCGAAGGGGAGCCAUGCGACCAUCACCUGGAUUGCCUCUCAGGCAGCUGCUGUGAUCUGCGCGAGCACAUCUGCAAGUCGCACAACCGUGGGCUGAACAAUAAAUGCUACGACAACUGCAUGUGUGCCGAAGGUCUCCGCUGUUACGCCAAAUUCCACCGGAACCGGAGGGUCAUCCGGCGGAAAGGCCGCUGCGUGGAGCCGGAAUCUGCAGACGGCGACCGGGGAUCGUUCCUUAACGUCUAGAGAGAGACUCCCGGGGGGGCGCUGUUCACUUAUCACUUUGCGCGUGGACGUGGCUCGGGAAGGCUGAGUGCUGUAGGCCGAGCUGGGGUGAUGCGGAUGUGCAACUGGGGCCGUGGGGGGCAACUUUCUGAAAUAAACUGAGAAAUCGGGCGUGUCUUCCCAAGCUGGGAGGGGGCCCGCUGUGUCUCUUUGCGAGUCACCGCU